Zootermopsis nevadensis is the source of this 1238-nucleotide messenger RNA. The record is from RefSeq and is a predicted model, not a curated record. Lineage: Eukaryota; Metazoa; Arthropoda; Insecta; Blattodea; Termopsidae.
CGAUUGAUCACUGUUCUGUAUUGUUUCAGGUCCUGAUGGCUGUUGGUAUGUGCUCCGCAGUUUGUUUUGGUCUGACCAUGUUCGCUUUCCAGACGAAAUGGGACUUUACAGUAAUGGGCGGUGCUCUGUUUGUUGCUGUCAUUAUCCUCAUGAUCUUUGGCAUUGUUGCAAUUUUCAUCCCUGGGAAAACCAUAACACUGAUAUAUGCUUCAUGUGGCGCACUGCUGUUUUCUCUGUAUCUUGUUUACGAUACACAACUUAUGAUGGGUGGAAAACACAAGUACUCUAUAUCGCCAGAAGAAUACAUUUUUGCUGCUCUAAAUCUGUACCUGGACAUUGUCAACAUUUUCUUGUAUAUACUUACCAUCAUUGGAGCAUCCCGAGAUUAGUAUGCCACUUCCACUUCAUUAUUUCAUUCUUGAAGCAGCAACUUGGUAUUGUAGCAAUGUAGUAUUAGAAUUCUGUCAGAAUAGGAAAUGGGAGGGUAGGUGCAUCCAGAUGUUGGCUGUUGCUUACAUUUGUGGCAGCUGAUGUUCAUAAUAUUGACUGAAAUUUUGUGACGAGGGUUUUGUUGUGGUUUUGUUCUAAUAUGGUACAGCAGUUAUUAAGUUUCAAGAAAAUAGAGAUUUGAGGUUUCCAUGGCAGUGAUGAUGUGCUUCUUGGUUUUGAUGCUUUGUGGACUGUUUGGUAGAUGCCACUGUUUCGGAGAAAUAUUCUGUCUCCAUCUGCAGGGCUGAAGAGGGGCAGAGGGAGGAUAGGAGAGAAGAAGUCAGCCCUUUUCAGGGCCCCACUAAGUGGGAUUGAUUCCGUGGUGAGAAACUCUCUCCAUUCUUGAUGCAUGCUUGGAGUCUUCCUGGCUUAGUCUCUACCUCAUUCCAUCCUUAUUGACCCGUUUCUUCGCACUUCCCUUCCUUCCCAUGAUUCACAGCAUCAUUUCUUCAGCCCUGAAGAUUGAAACAGUGGCAUUUAUUGUUCAGUCCACAUGGUGCCAAAACCCAGAAGAUAAUCAUCGUUAUAGACAUUUGUCUUGCUCGUUUACUUGAAAUAUUUCUGUAGUCAACUGUUAAUGUUGUUGAAGCUCAUUGAUACUUUUGUGCAUAGUACUUAUGCUCAAGGUCUACCAAUUGUAUUUUAUGUGAUUUAAUUUGACACAUAAAAUUCAUUUAUAAGUCUUAACAGAAAUUAAAUGCAUAUUGUUUCUUAAUGAAUAAAUCAUGAAAGAAAAGAGAUACAUUUAA